AUGACGGCGCAACGGCCCAGCGAAGCGAAAGAGAUUUGGAAGAGGCUGAGCAGCGUCGAAGAUUCGCUUGGGACCACUGUGCGACGGCCCAGGUGGAAGAAGAUCUUCAGAGACUUGGCUGAGGGGACCAGGCUGAAAGUUGCUGAAGAGAAGCAGCGACAAGAGAAGGAGGUCACUGGGAGGGACGAUGGGUUGACGGGCCUGGUGGAGAUCCUGGAGAAAGGCCGAAGAGAUCGCCUCAACAAUGGAUAUGACCAACAGAACGUUGGACUGCUUCCUCGCCUCGCGGAGCUCACCGGUGCACUGCUGGAUGACCACCGCUUUCUUCCCGGAGGCCGAACUGAAGCUUUGGCCAACCACCCAGACGGCAGAGUGCGUGAUCUCCAAUCCUUGGAACCGGUUUUGCUCAAUCGCUUGAUGACCGGGGGCCCACCGGUGUCGGGGCCUCUGGAUGUUGACUUGGUGGGGAUCCAAAGGUGGCAGACCGUCCUGUACGCAGCAGGCAUCAUGGCCGAUGACCAAAAGUUCGGAACGGGUUUUGCUUCUGCCGCCUUAGAGGGCAAAUUCAACUCUGAUAAGCUGGAGCCGCAGCUUCCUGGUGGAUGGAAGAAAAGGACCGCGGACGACCCGGUUCUUGCCAUUUCCAAUAGCUUCCCAGCAGACAUGCGACCAUGGGCUGUCGUGCCGUCCGAGGAGCACUGGUGCUAUCUCUGCAAUACCUUUGCAGCCAAGGACCCUGAUGGAAUCUGGUGGAUCUUUUCAUUUCUUCCAUUUCGCCUGCAGGGAGUGGCACAAGGGAUGUGUGAGGACUUGCGGGAGGCACGUCUGGAGGAGGCUUGUGCCGCAAGGCCCAGCCUGGCCGAGGACAUCCUGAAGCUCUGGCGCUUUGAGGCCGUACAGCGCCUCAAGCGUUGCCUAGCCAACACCCUGCCGGCCUUUUGGCAUCUGAUCUUGGAGCCCUGGGAAGACUCAAGGUCGGCCGAUGACCUGCAACUCUGGUUGGAUCGGCAGCUGCAACGGGCGCUACUGGAGGAACCUGCGCGGGUGCCGGAGCCCGAGUUGCCACAACCCGGCAGAGAUCCUUGGCUGAAGCCAUGGGGCAAAAAUCUGGAGACCAGUCUCGAUGCCUUCCAGAUCAUCAAGGAACACGGAGAUCGGCUCUGGAAAGACGGCAUGCGAUUUGAGGCCGGCAAGGUGAAGUGCGCAUGUACCAAGGAAGUGAAUUGGUGGGACAUUGGAACCUGGUUUUGCGAUCAUCCCCAUGUCAACACCAAUAACCACAAGAAGUGGCUGCGCAACACCGAAGAUCCACCCCCGACUGAAGAGAUGCCCUGGGAGAAAGCACGGCGACAACGAUGGCUUGCAUCCUUCGCGCCAGUCGCACCUGAGGCUGACCCUGCAGAACCCGCAACGCCGGAGCCAAAGCGUCGGCGAACGGAGGCGCAGGGAGGUGAGCCAGAAGCUGAGCCAGCCGAGGCCGAGGGCUCCGGUCCAAGCUGCAAAAGCAUGGCUCGCGCCGCGGAAUUUGCCCUGGAGCCGCCAACGGCCGCAGAGAUCGAGAGUGGCACCAGAGAAUGCUGUGAGAAACGUGGCUUUCCAAAACUGCAAGAACCCCUGUGCUACGGGUGGUCAUCCUUUAAGAAGAAUAAGAAGGAAGCUUGGCUGUUCUGCACCACGUGCAACGUCUGGUUGGGCGCCACCAGCCUCACCAUUGAGAGAGAGCGAUGGACGUAUCGUCUCGAUCCAGCGGAAGAUGCCCUUGGCGCCUGCGAACACUACAGCAGUGCCCAGAUGUACCUCGGACAGGUGGAAGACAACCGAGGCAUUGGUGCGGACCCCCCUGCAGGUCUGGCCGCGUUGGAGGAAGCGGAGUUGGCGGUCGACGCGCGAAAGGCUCGUGUGGCACUUGUUGGUGUUGAGAACUACAACAUCAACGACUUCAACAAGUUGCCUGGCUGGGAAAACAACAAGGUCAUGACCGACGGAGUGGGCAUGAUUGGCAAUAUCGUGGAUAUUCUCUAUGAUGGCGCAGAGAAUCUUCUGGCACUUUGUCCUGCGUGGACCAUCGGAACUGUGAAUGAUUUGAAGGAUUUGGCCGAGGUGAGAUGGGGAAAUUUGGUACUCGUCACCCUGGGUGUGUCUACGAUUGCCUUUGCCGACAUCAGCUUCCUGCUUUCCAUCGUUCUCCGUGGCUCCUGCCCGAAUACACCCACAGUGGCAGUGCAUCUAUUGGCGUUAUACUCGCUCUUCUUUUUUGGCACCUCCCUGAAUUUCGCCAUCUCGAGCAUGGCCCUGGAGUGGAAGAACAACGGAAACCCCUUCUAUGGGGCAACCGAUCCGCGUGCAAUUGAUUCAAGAUACUACGAAUCAGACUGCAGCGGCUACGGUGGUUGCAGUGGUAGCUAUUCGAGGCUAGCAGUGCCCGAGCAUGAUACCUGGUGCCCCACCGGCACUUCUCCUUUGCUGGAUACGGCCAACACUCUUCAGGUUGUGGGUCUGAUCCUUUUUGGGACGACUUGGGUGAUCCUUCUUCCAGGAUUGAUCUUCGCUGCUAUCUUCAGCAAGGGCCGCAUCUUCCGGUUGAUGGUUGUGGCUCCCGCUGCAGCUACUGCGCUGUACGGCUUGAUCAUAGGCGGAAUUCAGUUCCCACUCCUUCUGCCAUGGAUCUUUGGAUGCGCGCUGUGGCAAUACAUGCGCUUGCUGGUGAAUUGGAUUGCUGGUGUCAGUCAGACUGACAUUGACAAACAAUUUCGGGUAAACCCGGGGAGUGAUGUGAUCCGGGGUCGCCAAAACACUGAUGUGCAGGUCAUUGCAGGCUUGAGCCAGAGAACUGGAGGCAACUGGGGACACCAGCUGGGGAUGGGCACCAGGCACACAGACAGCCGCGAGGACAUCACUUCGGCGGAACUGCAGCUGGCGAAGCGUUGCCAUGGCGCACACAUUGAGAUGCUGCAGGAAGACAUCACUCAGGCUGGAUCUCACUAUUUGCUGAUCCACUAUGAUGUCCCAUAUCUGGACGCGCGCACCUUUGAGCUCAAGAUCACCGGUCUCGUUGAGAAGGAGCUUUCCAUGUCGUUGGCUGAGAUCAAGCGACGGCCAGCCAGUACGCAGGCCGUUUUGAUGGCCUGUGCUGGCACGGGUCGGAUGCACACCAAACACAGGUUCUGGACUCAUGUGCCUUGGGGUCCUGAUUCCUUUGGCUGUGCCAAGUGGACGGGCUGCAGUUUGGCGGACCUGCUGCGCGAGGCAGGCAUCAAAGAGGGUGCGAAGCAAGUUAUUUUUACAGGUGCAGACAAAGGUGUGGAGGCGGGCAAAGUCCAGUACUACCAGCGAUCUUUGAGUGUAGAGGAAGCCUUGAGAGGGCACGUGAUGUUAGUUUAUCAGAUGAAUGGGGAGGACCUGAAACCCGCGCACGGCUUCCCGCUGCGGAUCAUCGUGCCGGGAUGGUAUGGGAUGGCCUCAGUGAAAUGGUUGACCAACAUCGAGGUGGUGGAAGGUCCAUGGUGGGGCCAUCAAAUGGAGGCCUACUCCUUCCGUCGUGCUGCGCAAGACCCGGACCGCGUACCCUUGACCCAGCUGCCCGUGCGCGCGCUGAUGGCGCCCCCUGGGGUGCCAGACUUCUUCUCACGCGCGCGAGUGGUGGCGCCGGGGACGCACCGCAUUGUGGGGAAGGUCUGGGCUGGUGCUGUCAACAUCGAAUUAGUGGAGGUCUCCUGCGACUACGGGAAAACCUGGAACAAGGCAACACUUGAGGACAAGAAUGGGCUCUUUGGCUGGGCAAACUGGUUCUACGACUGGGAGACGCCGCAAGAAGGCACCUGCGUGUUGAUGUGCCGUGGCUUUGACCAAAAGGGUCGUAGCCAGGACGUGCCAAGCGAUGAGGCCUUCAAUUGGACGGGUAUGGGGGAUACCCAGCCUCAGAUGGUCUACGUCAGGAUUGACCCAAAUGUCCAGGAGACAGGCAAUACGAUCAACCUGGUCCCCGAGACCCGGGCUGCCAAGAAGACGUUGAACGUGAAGACCAAGGACGGCGCUCCCUUGGAUGCCUGCGCUUGUGAUGCUUUGUACCGGCAGAAGCUAACGGCCUCCUUCUUGGAAAUUCCGGAGGAGAAGGACACCUUGUUACGGAGUUGGAGGAGUGGUGAACACAGUGACUGGACUUUGACAGUUGGGGAGAGCACCUUCAAAGUGCACAAGGUCAUUGUGGCCACCGGUGAGCGUGCCAGCGCCUUUCUGGCUGCGGCCUUUCGCAAGCACUUGGGGGAUGUGGAAGAACACACCGACUUGACCAAGCUACUACCCAAGCAGUGCUGGCCGCACUUUGAGGCCGUGCUGGACUUCAUUUACUCUGACAAGUUGGAAAUCGAGGCAGAAAGCUGGGGUCCACUGGUGAAGAUGGCAGAUGUGUUGCAAAUGGGCACACUCUACACCAAAUGUGUGGAGGCCGGCAAUCAGUUUCUGUGCAACGAAGAUGCUGACAAACAUGCGCCCAGGUUAGCCAUGGACGCCGCGCGGCUACAGCUGGGCGGUCGGCUGCAGGACGAGGUGAUCCAGGUCGCUGUGGACUUGAUGGCGAGUUGCUUCAAGUCCAUCCAGACCACUGACCUAGUGAUGCAGCCCGUUGAGGUCCUGCAGCUGCUACUCCAGAGAGACGAUCUCGAGGUUGACCAUGAGGAUGCUGUCUUCGAUCUCCUGUUGGAGCUUUCCUCAAGACUUGAGAAGGCACAAAUGGAAUUGCUGUGGAGGUGCUGCCGAUUGCAGAGACUGUCUCCAAACAAAGUUUUAAAGAUUGCUGACAUUGAAGAGAUCCCCAAAGAAGCGUUGGUUUGGGCCUUGGCGAAUCGCCCUGCGGCGGUGAAUCUGGCACCACCGAGUUGGGCGAAUCCCUGGUCCCACGGCACUGCUUACCGCGGCCGCGAGAUCUUGUUCGUGAUUCCCAAUGCACGGGACUACGCUGCCAAGCGCUAUACGCGGAGCGAAAGCCAUCGCUUGUUGGACAAGUUCAGCUGGCGUCUCUUGAUCUUCCCCCACGGCACCGGAACAGAGUCCACCCCUGGGAAGACGACGGCCGCAUUUGUGGAACUGGUGCCGGAUGCGGACUUUGACGAAUGGACUGUAAAGGGCAUCAGGUAUUCCAUCACUGCAGUGAAUUGGAAGUCUCCGGAAAAGAACAUCACCAAAGACCACGAGUUUCAAUUCAGCCAUUUUGAGGUUGACAAUGGCUGGCACAGAGGCUUCGUGCCUGUCGAGGACAUGACUGAAGAACAGGGCUGGCUGAACGGCAAGGGAGAGCUCUGCUUCCGCGGCAACCUGUGCUGUCGCAGCGCUGAAGUGCAGAUUCAGGGCGGCUCCGCGGAGGGCGCUCAACUUACGGAGGUCCGAAUGGGGAAUUCGGCGCAUGGUUCCGAGGUGGCGGUCUGGGGCGGCCUGUGA
Messenger RNA from Cladocopium goreaui, 5433 nucleotides. Lineage: Eukaryota; Dinophyceae; Suessiales; Symbiodiniaceae. The record is from the annotation of a GenBank genome assembly.